AUGGGCGCGGCCUGGAGAGUUGAUGUCCCGCAUGGUGGGCUGACUCGGGAUGCCCGCAUGAGCCAGGGAGCUCUUAAGGGACGCGCGCUCGCCGUCGCCAUUUUGCUUUGGCUGCCCUGUGCAGAAGCAGAACUUGGGCCACGAAUCGCGUUGCCCGCCUCCGGCCACCGAUGCAGCCGGAUGGAGGCGCAGGUGGUCGCCUUGGAGGUCAAGGCGCCCUUCGCGCCCUUCGCCGCCCGGGGCAGCGGCCUGGCGCUGGCGCUGCCCGGCUCGUCAAAAGAGUCGGCGCUGGUGCUCACCACCUGCCAGGUGAGGCCGGGCAGUUGGCUGGCGGUCGGCAGCGGCGGUGCAGUGGUGGAGGCCCAGCUGGUGGCGAGCCUGCGGCUUCGCGGUGCCUCGGAGGCCUUCCGGAGCCUCAGCGUGCGGGGCUGGAGGUGUGGGGACGGCUUGCAGCUUCACUUGCUGCGGGCUGACCUCCACCUCCAGGCCCGGCGCCUGCGGCUGGGCGGCGGUCCGCAGGACCGCUGGGUGGGCCGCGGCCUGCGGCUCCUCUCGGCGCCGUUCGGCGCCAACGGGGCGCUGUCCGGCGCCUGGGCGCCGGAGGUGGUGACCCGAGGCGUGGUGUCCAACCUCUCCAGCCCAAUGGGGUUGCUGCUGACAGAUGUCCGCACUGCGGAAAGCUUUGCCGGCGGCGCCUUGGUUCUGGACGACAACCCAGAAGAGGUGAUUGCUCUCAUGGCGCCUGCCCUGCGCAGCGUUUCAGGAGAGGCCGUGGCUCUGGCUGUGGCCAUCCCAAUGCUGGACGUGCUGGAUGCCAUGUUGGAUGAGCCAGCUGGCCAGGCCUUGUGGCCCGAAGAGCUGAAGUUCUUCCCGAUGCCGAGCCCCAUAGCGCCGAGCCCGCCGGACCAGGUGCUGCAGGGCGUGGCGCUGGUGUGGCUGCCCUCCGGUAGCUGGGCCAGUGCGCUGGUGCUCUCGGAGCAUGGGCACCUGCUGACCUGCGUGCACCUGCUGACGGGCAGCAGCUGGAUGGAAGCGGCCCAGGAUGGCAAGGAGCCGCGGACUAGCUCCUCGCCCGCCUUCUGCCACGGGCGGUGCUAUGCCCAGACCCCCGAGGGCGAGACGGUAAUGGCGAGCUUCGAAGCCGACGUGCUGCACGCCUUCGAGGGCUUCCUGGAUGUGGCGCUGCUGAGGGCCCGGCCCAGCAGGGGCUACAAGUUCAACCCGGGCCUGUGGCAACGGCAGGCCGAGCCGGUGGAAGGCACCGAGGUGUGGGCGGUGGGCCAUGGGCUCUUCGGACCCGGGAGCCCCUGGCAAGGCCCCUCUGUGACCUGCGGCACGCUCUGCAGGGUCGCCAGAGGGGUCAAGGGGGACGCGCGCGCGCGGCCCGCGGUGUUGCAGAGCUCCGCAGCGGUGCACCGGGGCUGCUCUGGGGGCGCGCUGGUGGCAGCGGGCCAGCCGCUUUGCUCAGAUGAUCGCCUGGUCGCCCCGGCGAGGGAAGAUCGGGUUGUCGCCCGUGUCGACAUGGCAAUUCUUCACAAAGACAUCUCCCAUUGGGUGGGGACCUACGUGGAGCCGGACUGCCUGGCCCGCCUUGCGGCGGCCUGCCGCGGUUUGGUGACGCCCCACCUGUGGCAGUGCCGCGCCGACCAGCUGUGGCCCGGCCUCGAGCUCGAGCUCUGCAACGGCGCCGACGGCCCGGGCUUCCGGGCCUUCGACCGGGCCUUCCGCGCGCUCCACGCGGGCUGCCGGGGCCGUGCGUCGCAGGUGGACGCGGCCAGGGCGCGCCAGGUGCUGGAGCGCGCGCUGGAGGCGCCCAGAGAGGCGCCACGGAACAAGGUGCUGUUGACUUUGUACCACGGUGCCACCGUUCUGGCCAGAGGAUGCAGCAGCAUCACUUUGUAUGAGCAAGAGCCGAGUGGCCGGGCUGCCGAGAGAGCCCAAUUUGAGCUGAACGUGGGCCACUUGCGACAGCUCUUGGACAGCUGGCUGGACCGUCACAUCUGCAUUCAGCGAAGUCUCAGCCGACAGCUUCUGGUGAGCUGCGAGAUGAGCAACCCGGACUUGCUGCGGGCGCUUGAGCUGACCGUGGUGCUUCAGGUCUGGACUUGGGGCGACGGACUCCGAGUAGUGAGCCCCCACCUGCCGCUACGCCAGGUGAGCCAGGACCGGCGGGGUUUCCACCUCCACUUUGUGCACGUGCCCUUGGAUGGCGGCGACUUGUCCAAUUGCAUCGAACUGCUUGUGCAGCUGGACAGCGACGGCAAGGAGGGGGAGAGUCUAGAUGAGACUUGUGCAAUUGCCACAUUGCUCGGGCGGACGACGACCUCCCGGUCACAUCACCAGCUCCUCUUUGAUGGAUAUCUCGGUGCCCUGUGUUCGCUCAUAUGA
Molecule: messenger RNA, 2388 nt
Organism: Effrenium voratum
Lineage: Eukaryota; Dinophyceae; Suessiales; Symbiodiniaceae
Source: the annotation of a GenBank genome assembly